Messenger RNA from Symbiodinium sp. CCMP2456, 369 nucleotides. NCBI's taxonomy places the organism in Eukaryota, Dinophyceae, Suessiales, Symbiodiniaceae. The record is from the annotation of a GenBank genome assembly.
AUGAUGCUCUGGGACGCAAUCCUUCAGAGUGACAUCAAGAGCUUCUCCCAAGUGGAGGAGAAGCUAAUGUGCAGCACUUUGGCAGAGUGCAAAAGUCUGGCUGUGCGUCUGCAUAUCUGGGCACCGGCCCUCCGUGAGUCGGGUGCGGCCUUCACAUUGAGCGACUUCCUGGCUUUGGCGAUGCCGCCACUGCUCAGCGCGGCCGGGGAUGUCCUGGCAGAGGGCGUGGAGGUGCUGACACAGGGCCUGAUAGUUCCACUGGACACGCCCUUGUUCUGGCUGGCCCUACACGCCAGCUAUCUGGACCACUUUGUGCAUCUGAUUGCCAGGGUGCCGGACAGCUUUCUGAAACCCCAGGAAAGCUCCUAG